GAAAGUAAAUCCCUUCAAAAAGUUCCCUCAGCUGCGGCUUCCAAGUUGUGCGAAUCGUUUCACCUGAACAGCUUCACUCCCUGGUCCCGGAUGGAUGAGACCUGAGGGACAGGAAGAGGAGACCACCUCACCCAUCGGUCCCUGUCCCGCUGCGUCGGUCCAUCAUGUUGCGGCUCUCACCAGCAGAACUCUAACCCGAACCAUUCAGACCGUCCAGCAUGUACGGACCUUCAGCCAUGGAACCAGAACCAGAACAGGACCUGACCAUCGUCCUGCUGGGGAACACUGGCGUGGGGAAGAGCGCGUCGGGAAACACCAUCCUAGGCCGCGCGGCGUUCAUGUCCCGGGCGUCCUUCAGUUCCAGCAACAUCCCUGUCAGAAAGGAAGCGGGUCGGGUCUUCGGGACGCCGGUCCAUGUCGUGGACACGGCCGGGAUCCUGGAGUUCGAGGAGCAGAUCCGGUCCUGCUGCCAGGAAGUUCAGCGGACCAGCCGGGCUCACCUGUUCCUGCUGGUUCUGAAACUGGACCGCUUCACCCAGGAACAGAACCGGGCAGUCGAGGCAUCCCUCAGGGCAAUCGGGGAGCAGGGCUUUAACCGCUGCUUCCUGCUCUUCACCCACGGAGACGCCCUGAAGGACACCUCGUUAAGGGAUGCCGCCUCGUUAAGGGACGCCGCCUCGUUAAGGGACUCCACCCUGAGGGACUUCGUGUUCAGGGACGAGCAGAGCCCGCUGCCGGAGGUGGCUCGUAGGUUCUGUGGGAGGAUGCACCUGUUCAACAAUGAGGACAGAGGAAGACAGCAGGUCCAGGAGCUGCUGGUCAAGGCUGGACACCUGCUGCUACCUGAAGAAACGUCCAGUGAUGGGGCGGACCGGGUCACGGGUCCUGAUGGUCGAAAUGGUUCUGCUGGUUCUGAAUGUCUUGCUGGUUCCAUUGCUCCGCUGAGGGACAGGAGGAUUGUCCUGAUUGGACCAGCUGGUUCUGGAAAGAGUUCUGCUGGGAACACUCUGCUCGGGUUCCGACGCUUUGAACCAGACUCGGACUUUGCCGGAGUGCGGUCAGACCCGGAGCGCAGUUCUGCUGAGGUGGGCCGGGUCCAGCUCACUGUAGUGGACACAGUCGGACUGCCGGAGGAUGUUCUGACCCUGAAACGGCUGGUUAUGGAACUCCAGGCCCGGAUGUACCUGGCGGAACCGGGACCUCACGUACUGGUUCUGGUGCUGAAGAUCGGCCGGCUGAGCUACGGUUCUACCCAGCUGCUCCGCUUGCUGACCCGGCUGCUGGAGCAGAACCAGAACCUGGCCCAGCAUGCUGCGGUUCUGUUCACCCACAGAGACGCCCUAGGGGGGCGGAGCCUGACAGACCGGGUCCAGGCCAGCAGCUGUGUGUCAAACCUGCUGACCUGCUGCGGCGGCAGGCACACGGUUCUGGAUAACACUCAGAACCGGGACCAGGUCCAGGUGGAUCGGUUCCUACACCUGCUGGACCAGAUGGUCCAAGAGAACUCUGGCCGGUUCUUGAGCCCAGCUGACUGGAACUUGCCACCAGAUCCGGGUCAGACGUUCUGGAGCAGACUGAGAGGAUCGGGUCUGCUCAGGGUUCUGUCUGUAGUCGGGUCGGUCCACAUUUUGUUGGUCAAUAACCAGAACUAUCGGUUCUGCUGCUGACCCACAGACAUGGGACCAGGCCCGGUCCUGGUUCUGGUCCAGGCUCCAGUUCUGAAUACAUCUGUCCAGGUUCUAAACCAGAGACAAUAGUUUUUAUUUUUCUG
Molecule: messenger RNA, 1771 nt
Organism: Poeciliopsis prolifica (blackstripe livebearer)
Lineage: Eukaryota; Metazoa; Chordata; Actinopteri; Cyprinodontiformes; Poeciliidae
Product: GTPase IMAP family member 8-like
Exons: 4
Coding region: 219-1667 (482 amino acids)
Molecular function (GO): GTP binding
Source: RefSeq, a predicted model, not a curated record